Molecule: messenger RNA, 7098 nt
Organism: Labeo rohita (rohu)
Lineage: Eukaryota; Metazoa; Chordata; Actinopteri; Cypriniformes; Cyprinidae
Gene: ppp6r2b
Product: protein phosphatase 6, regulatory subunit 2b
Exons: 23
Coding region: 440-3115 (891 amino acids)
Cellular component (GO): nucleus; cytosol
Molecular function (GO): protein phosphatase regulator activity; protein phosphatase binding
Source: RefSeq, a predicted model, not a curated record
GCAAGCGCGUCCGCGUCUCCUGGUCGGCCAUUUUGACUUGAGAAAUAAUGUCAAAAUCUUUUUCUGCUCACAGUUUAAAGCUCUGAAGGGGCCAGUGCUGAAGCAGGGCUGCUGAAGGAGGAAGUAUAUCGGGGGAUCUAUGGAUGGAGGACGAUGCAACGCCAACCAAAUAUCACAUUUCCCCUCUGACAGCCUACAGAACAGCUCUGAUCACAGAUUGCUGUUUGUGUAAUAUCUCCAAGUGGAACUGGUGCCUGUGAUGUAAUGUAAGGCAGCCUUGUGGAUGGAUGGGUUGUAUGACCACUGACCACUCAGUCUAGUAAACCAAUGUGUGUAAACUGGUCUCUGCAUCCCAACUAAGGAGACACACCAUCUGACUGAAGAAAAUGACUGAUCGUUUCAUUAGGCACUCUCUCUCUUUCGUCUGUAAGCUGCAGUCAUGUUCUGGAAGUUCGACCUGCACAACUCCUCUCAGAUUGAGAAGCUCUUGGAGAAGGAGGACGUGACCCUACAGGAGCUGCUGGAUGAAGAAGAUGUGCUUCAGGAGUGCAAGGCCCAGAAUCAGCGCCUCCUCCUCUUUCUCACACGGGACAGCAGCAUGCUGGAGCUCCUCAACCUCGUCACGCACGAGCCCCCUGCUGACCGGGAGGAGAAACUGCGCUACAAGUUUGCUAAUGUAGCAUGUGAGCUGUUGACAUGCGAUGUGUCCCUCAUCAAUGAUAAAGUUGGUGGGGACGAGUCUCUGCUGAACACACUCUAUAGUUUCCUAGAGCAGAAGACUCCGUUGAACCCUCUACUGGCCUCCUUCUUCAGCAAGACCUUCGGCAGCCUCAUCACCCGCAAGACAGAGCAGGUGAUCAGUUUCCUAAAGAGCAAGGAGGAUUUCAUAGGUCAGGUGUUGAAACAUUUGGACACGUCAGCCAUGAUGGAUCUGGUGCUGCGUCUCAUUAGCAGCGUGGAGCCUGUUUGUCUCAGACAGGAAGUGCUUACUUGGCUGAAUGAAGAGAAGCUGAUCCAGAGACUCAUUGAGCUGAUACACCCUCGCAGUGACAGUGAGACGCAGUCAAACGCAUCUCAGGCGCUGUGUGACAUCAUCCGUCUGAGCAGAGAUCAGGCCAGUCUGCUGCAGGAGUCGUCAGAGGCCGACCCUCUGCUCACAACACUAGAGCUACAGCAGAACGUCGAGGCCCUGUUGAAAAACAUGUUUGAAGGCGAAAAGAGUGAAGUGUGCAUUGUCAAUGGAACGCAAGUUUUACUCACGCUGUUGGAAACUCGUAGACCAGGUGUUGAGCAGGUGAUUGACCCGUGCUCUCAGGGAUUGGAAAAGUCUUACACUGUAAACAACAGCAUUUUAAUGGGCAUCCAACCACAUCUAAAGCACUUUCACCACCUGCUGUUAAACCCACCCAAGAAAUGUGUGAUGUUGACCACGAUGGGCAUUCUGGAGGAGCCGUUUGGCAACGCGCGGCUGCACGCAUCCAGAUUGAUGGCUGCUCUCUUGUACACCAGAGCUCCCAGAAUCCACAACGAGCUCUGCCAGCUGAACAUGACCAACCUGCUGCUGGAUUUGUUUUUUAAAUUCUCCUGGAACAACUUUCUACACCUCCAAGUGGAGCACUGUGUCUCUGCUAUCCUUAACCAGACGACACAUAAUGGGAAAACACACGACAGUCCAGAUCAGAUACAGCUGGAAACACAAGACACACAAAACUUGGACAAAUCUGACAUGUUCUCACGCUGUGACCUGAUAAAGCAUCUACUGAAGGACUGCAGGCUGGUUCAGAGGAUUUUGGAUGCUUGGGAUGAAAAUGACAAAACACAGGAAGCUGGAGGCAUGAGAAAAGGCUAUAUGGGUCAUCUGACCAGGAUUGCCAACACAGUGGUGCAGAAUGCAGAGAGAGAACAGGAACAGACUCAAAUCGCACAGCUAAUAAAAGAGCUACCAGAGGACUAUAAUGCACGCUGGGAGCAGUUUGUAAAUGAAACGCUAACAGAAACCAACAAGAAGAACACAGCAGACCUGGUGAGAUUUCACACAAAGACAGUCGGAGGAAGUAUUUUUACAUCGAAGUUUACAAUCCGCAAAUCAUCUUUAAUAAACAUCUUGCUCUUAACACAGGUGUUCUCAGACUAUCAGAUCCAGCAGAUGACGGCGAACUUUGUUGAUCAGUUUGGACUGAAUGACGAUGAAUUUGGAGAGCAUGACAGCAGCAUCAGUGCUACGUUUGAUCGAAUCACAGAGAUUAACUUUAACCUGGUGGAUGAGGGGGCGAGCUCUGCCAUCUUUGAGACUCGCACGAAGGAGCGAAUCCGGCCGUUUGAAGAUGCUGAGGAGGAGGAGGAUAUUUGGGAGGAUAAAGAAAUCAACUAUGCAACACAAGUCAAAGCCAGAAGCAGGUUUGGACUGGUGACAAACACUCAGAAGAGCGAGGCAGAUGGUGGCUCUCGCAGACGUCUGGGCUCACCUGACAUGGAGUGGUUUCCAGAGACUAAACAAACUCCGGAAAAUACUAAGAAUCUGGACAUGGACAAGCAAUCCAUCGAUCCGCAGAGUCCUGGAUGGAUAGCGAGUUUUGAAGAUGACUUCAGCUGUCGGGAUUUUGCAAGUAUCGCUAUGGAUACGGGAUCCAGCGUGUGGGGAAGCUCUACCGCCCAGCUCAGUGAGACGGAAGAGAAGGGAUGGGCGACUUUCACGGACUUCCAGCCCUUCUGCUGUUCAGAUGCAGGACCCAGAUGUAGUUCACCCGUGGACUCGGAAAAUCCAAACAAACAGAAUCAAAAUGAAGAAAUUAAAGGCUCAUCAGCGUGUGUGUGGAGUGUGUGUGGGGCGAGGAAGGCUCCUCUGGUGGCGUCCGACAGCAGCUCCAGUGGCUCAGACAGUGAGGAAGAGGAAGACCGAACCAACAUCAUCACAGAGAGCGUCGCCACGGCCAAUGCCAAGGAGAACGUUAAACUCAGUGUAGAUGCAAAAAAUGAGAAAGCAGUCUUCAUCAGUGACACUAAUGCCAGAGCAACAGGUGGCAUGGCAACAGAUGUCAUAGCAACAGGAAGCAUCACUGGUACUCAGUCGCCCAAGGAGCAGAAGGGCGACUCCAGUAGUAACGGACCAAUGUAACAGCAUUUCACCCACCGCUCGACUCCGUCCCCUUGACAGCUGUUACUCCACCCAUCAAAUGUUAAAGGCUGUGGUUUCAAACGUUUCCUCUCCCUCUGGCAUUCGCUCUUUCCACUGGUCUGCCGUAUAGUUACAUGGGUCUUUUUGGUUUGAGCAUGAGCGGUACUCUAGAUGAUCUCUGUCUUCCCGAAUGAAGACAUCUUCACUGUUGGGAACACUGACCUUUGAACCCUGUGAGAGCAGCCCCACUACAGUGUGUGUGUGUUUGUUGAGCGUUGUGAAACUAGAAUAUAAUGCACAUCCGCAGAUGAAUUCUCAUGUAUGCGUAAAUAUUCUCAGUACAUUGACAGGCGUGAUUUAUAGUGUUAUUUUUAUGUUUCUCAACCAGUAUUUUCCACUUAGAACAAGGCAAGAGAUUGUGUGUGUGUGUGUGUGUGUGUGUGUGUGUGUUCUGUCUUGAUUGAUAUCUCUGUUUGCUGUAGCCCUUGGGCCCGGUACUGAUUUAAUUUCAGUACUGAUUUGUUUGCACUUAUGUUUCCACAGCAUUUAUGUUUCCAGCUCCGCCACCAUCCACACAAACACAUAUAUAUGAGCAAAAUCAAUAGAGAGCAGGUCUCAAUAUUUCUGUUUUGUUGUAAGCUGUUUUUAUAUAGAAGAAUGGAAGCUUGUUUUCACCACUAGAUAAAAGAAAUAAAAAGGUAUAUAUUAUAUCUUAUAUAUAUUAUAUAUAAGUGCUGUCAAAUCAAUUAAUCGUGACUAAUUGCAUCCAAAAUAAAAGUUUGUUUACAUAUGUGUGUGUACUGUGUAUAUUUAUAUGUGUAUAUAUAAAUACACACAUGUAUGUAUAUAUUUAUGAAAUAUUUACAUGUAUGUAUGUGUAUGUAUAUGUAUAUAUAUAUAUAUAUAUAUAUAUGCAUGCACAUAUAUAUGAUUUAGAUUAUAGACAUACAUAUAUUAUAUUAUUAUACAUAUAAAUACACAGUACACAGACAUUAUGUAAACAAAUUUUUUAUUAUGAAUGCGAUUUAAUCAAUUUGACAGCAUUUAUUUAUAUAUUUAUCAGAUUUUUUUUUUCCUCAGAAUUGCAAAAAAUAAGUCAAAAUUGUGAGAUAAAUGUCCAGAUAAAAAUUGUGAGAUAUAAACUCAGAAUUGCAAGAUGCAAAAAAAUGAGUUUAUAAUUGCGAGACAUAAACUUGCAGUUCUGAGGGGAAAAAAGUCAGAGUUGUGAGGAAAAAGUCACAAUUACCUUAAUUUUUUUUUUUCUGUGGCAGAAACAAGCUUCCAUAUAAAAGGGAUAGUUCACUUAAAAGUAAAUAUUUACUCACCAUCAUGUUGUUCCAAACAUGAAUGACUUUAGAACCAUAAAGUUAGUCAUUAUGACUAAAAAUGGACUGAAGUAUUGUGGAAAAAAUUCCUGCCAUCGUAGCAUUUAAAUCUCAUUUACAUUUAUUCAAACUUCCUGCAUCCCGAUUGGUCAAAACACCAGAAACAAUAACAUCAUUUGCUUAAAGGUAGAGUUCAGCCAACAAUAAAAAUUUUGGCAUGUCGUUUCAAACCCAUAAGACCAUCGUUUAUCUUCGAAAUUUGGAUUUUUGAUGAAAUCCAAUAGCUUUCUGACCCUGCAUAGACAGCAUAUUUUUUCCAGGUCCAGAAACAUGGUAAGAACUUUUAAAAUACAUUAAAAUAGUCCAUGUUACAUCAGAGGUUCAACCGUAAUUUUACGAAGCUACGAGAAAGCAUUUUAUGCGCAAAGAAAACAAAAAUAACUACACUGUAAAAACUAAAAAACACAAUUUGUUGAGUCAACUUAAAAUAAUUUGUUACCCUGCUGCCUCAAAAUUUUAAGCUCAGUCAACUAAAAUAAGUUUAGUCAACUUGAAAUGUUAAGUUGUACGAAGUAUCAACUUAGAUAUUUGUGUUUGCUAAACUUAACAGAUAGGUAAGUAACCCAGCUGCCUUAAAAUUUUAAGUUGAUUCAACUCAAAUAUCUAAGUUGUCACUUUUUUUGAGUUGACUGAACUUAAAAUUUUAAGGCAGCCAGGUUACAAAUUAUUUUAAGUUGACUCAACAAAUUGUUUUUUACAGUGUACUUAAUUUGUGUUCCGAAGAUAAACGAGGUCUUAGGAGUUUGAAACGACAUGAGGAUAUUUAAAAUUUUGGGGUGAAAUAUCCCUUUAAAACCUGGUGCAUUAACUAAGUUAUUGGAAGACUUGAAAUAUAGCGCACAAGUCGUAUGGACCAACUUCUUUUAUGGUCCACGCAUGAAAAAGUCUACGGUAUGAUGAGGGUGAGUAAACAAUGUUUUUACGUAUUUACGUUAUUAAGUGAACUAUCCUUUUUAACAAGUUUAUGUAAGGCCGUUUGAUUCUUAUUGUGUCUGUGGUUGGUAUCAGAACGAACUCAGGUGAGCGUCGUGUGUCAGCGCGUUGUGUGAAAACCCGAGGGCGAGUGUGCCUUGAAAAAUCAGAGAACGACACAUCAUUGUUUAACGUGUGCACUCAUAUCUUUACUCACAUCUUCCUAUAUCACAGUCAGGUCUUAGUAAUAACUGUCGACGUGUAUUCUUUACGAUAUGUACACUUAAUAUUAUAUUUUUUAUGACUAACUACUAGCGAAACACUAGAACGCUGCAGUGUCCGUUUGAAUCUAGAGAGAUAGCAAUAAUAGUACGAAUAAUUUCUUGGGUUCGUUUUCUUUUUUAUUAGUAAUGUAGCUUUGAAAUGUGCACACAGGCACACAAACUGUUUGUGAGAGCGAGUGUGUGUGAAUGUCGAAGAGGCUCGGUGUGUUUUCAGUUUGUUUUGCACUUUUAAAAACUUGAUUUUGAUACCAAAUGGGAUGUUAGUGGCGGUACGACGACGAUAACGAGAGCCCUCGGUCAGUAUUUGGUCUAUGUGCAUUUUUGAGUUUACAAGCCGUUUGUUGUGUAGCUAAAAUCGCAGAUGUUAGCAUGUGCGAGUGUGUUUGUGUUACGAGACUAAGAGCGAAGCUCCAGAGAAAUGUCGACCGGUCGGUACCAGGCUCCGUGCUUGAAUGUAACUCAUAUUUUAUAUGUUUAUUUUUAUUUUCAUAUUAAUAUUAUUUUAUUUUUUUGCCAAAUGUUUUCUUUAAUAUUUCGUCUUUCUCCCGUUAUGAAUAACAGGGUUCUAUUCUAUAAAGAUUGAAUUCUUUCUCAUUUCUCAUCGUUCAUAUUUGUGGUUAAACACUUCAAUACUGCCACUUAGUUGUGGAAUAGCAGUGAGGUCUUGACUAGAAAUAAAAGGUAGGAUACUAACCCCUUUUAUCUCGUCUUCCGCGUACAUACAGCUCUUUAUUAACCAUUUUUCUGUGUAAACUAGUCCAGACAUUUUUCUCCCCGGAUGUCUAGAUGUUUAGGUCAACCUAGCUGUCAGAUACCGUAAACGGGUUUAGCGAGUUUUGCUGCUGUUAAUGAUUUAUCGUUUGUCGAUGCAUUAGCAGAACAUAUACGAGAAGGGAACGGUUUUUAUCAAAACUGUGAUGUAAUAUGCCAAUGCCACAAUUUGUGAUUCUAAUUCUCACGUUCUUGAAAUCAGAGUCUCAUAAACUUCCUCCACACCACCAUAAAGUUUUACAGCUGAAUAAAUAGAUUCAUCACAACUUUGCAAUGUGAAAUCCAUGUUUCCACAGGGUUGUUUUCUUUUCAGCUCUUGUAUGUAUUCAUGUACCCCAAAACACAAAUGCAUACUGUAUGUUAUGAACUGGUACGAUAUUUUGUGGUAUGUUCUGCCUUGAGCAUCUGUCCAUGGUGUGAAACUGGAACACAGGUCUGUUUUGUCAUUUAGUCAAAUGCCUUUUUAAUGUAUACUGAUGCUGGUGGUUUCUUUUUCGUUUUACUUUUUUUUUGUUUGUUUGUUUUUUUUUUUUUUUUUUUUUUUUUGGUAUAAUGCAAUACUGUACCUGUCAUCUGUUGUCAGAGUUAGGCUUUAAAAUCAGAUAUCAAACAAAUAAAUAUUUCAAAUGGG